Lynx canadensis (Canada lynx) is the source of this 5307-nucleotide messenger RNA. Its product is annotated as zinc finger protein 30 homolog. The transcript is spliced from 7 exons. Gene Ontology annotation, biological process: regulation of transcription by RNA polymerase II. Gene Ontology annotation, cellular component: nucleus. The record is from RefSeq and is a predicted model, not a curated record. Bases 416 to 2017 code for a protein of 533 amino acids. Gene Ontology annotation, molecular function: DNA-binding transcription factor activity, RNA polymerase II-specific; RNA polymerase II transcription regulatory region sequence-specific DNA binding. Lineage: Eukaryota; Metazoa; Chordata; Mammalia; Carnivora; Felidae.
GCCGAGCUAGGCACUCUAGAAGCCCGACACAGUAGACUUGAGGGCUGGGCGGUCCUCAGAGCCAGUGGCGGCCGGAGUGCGCGGACUGCUUUUAUGAAGGACUAGAUUCCGCGGACCCGACCCGGGGCCUGGCUGUAAGAGGGAAGUCGGAGGUGGAGCCCCAGAAUAAAGGUCCCCUGCAGAGCGCUGGAACCAGAUUCAGGGCUGGCCUGUGGGGACGGAACGACCCCUUGGACCGAAGAAGACGCAGUGGGCCGUCCCAGGCGCCCUGCCAGUCUCCAGAGAAGGCCUUCGAAGUGAAACGAAUCGCUGCCGCGCCUCUAAAAGCCAGGUUCUGUCUCUAGCUUCUAUGGACUCAGCUUCUCCAGCAAGUGACCUUUGAGGAAAACUAACCAGUUCUUGCAACUCUAAAAUCAUGGCUCAUCAUUUGGUGAUGUUCAGAGAUGUGGCUGUAGACUUUUCUCAGGAAGAGUGGGAAUGCCUGAACUCAUAUCAGAGGAAUUUGUACAGAGAUGUGAUAUUAGAGAACUAUAGCAACUUGGUGUCAGUGGGGUGUACCAUUUCUAAGCCAGAUGUGAUUACCCUACUAGAGCAAGGGAAAGAACCCUGGAUGGUUGUGAGGGAUGAGAGAAGAAGAAGGAGCCUAGAUUUAGAAUCCAGAUAUGACACUAAAAAGUUAUUUCAAGAAAAGGAUAUUUGUGAAAUGAAUUUAUCUCAGUGGGAGAUAAUGGGAAGAAUUAGAAGUUGUGGCCUUGAAAACUCCUUUAUCAGAAAAGAUUAUAAAUAUGAGAAGUUUGAGGGACAAGAACACCUUCAAGAGGGAUAUUUCCGGCAAGUGAAAAAAACCACCUCUGAAAAAAUGCCCACUUACAGAAAACUCACUUCUCUUACUCUGUAUCAGAGUAUCCAUAAUAGAGAGAAACCCUAUGAAUGUGGGGAUUGCGGGAAGGCCUUUAGAGUACGCCAACAACUUACUUUCCAUCAGAGAAUUCACACUGGCGAAAAACCCUAUGAAUGUAAAGAAUGUGGAAAAGCCUUUAGACAGUGUGCCCACCUUAGUCGACAUCAGAGAAUUCAUACUUCUGACAAACUCCUUGAAUGUAAAAAAUGUGGAAAGAUCUUUACAUGUGGUGCAGAUCUUCGAGUACAUCAGAGAACUCAUAUUGGUGAGAAGCCCUAUGAAUGUAAGGAAUGUGGGAAGGCCUUUAGAGUAAGAGGACAACUUAAUCUUCAUCAAAGGAUUCAUACUGGCGAGAAACCCUAUGAAUGUAAGGAAUGUGGGAAGACCUUUAGACAGUAUGCACACCUUACACGACAUCAGAGACUUAAUAUUGCUGAGAAGUGUUAUGAAUGUAAGGACUGUGGGCAGGCUUUUUUGUGUAGUACAGGCCUUAGAGUACAUCACAAACUUCAUACUGGUGAAAAACCCUAUGAAUGUAAGGAAUGUGGAAAGGCCUUCAGGGUGCGGCAACAACUCACUCUCCAUCAGAGAAUUCAUACUGGUGAGAAACCCUAUGAUUGUAAAGAAUGUGGAAAGACCUUUAGUCGUGGCUAUCAUCUCACUCUCCAUCAGAGAAUUCAUACUGGUGAGAAACCUUAUGAAUGUAAGGAAUGUCGGAAGUUCUUCCGUCGUUACUCAGAACUUAUUUCACAUCAGGGUAUUCAUAUUGGAGAGAAACCCUAUGAUUGUAAGGAAUGUGGGAAGACCUUUAGACUGUUCUCACAACUUACCCAACAUCAGAGUAUUCAUUUUGGUGAGAAACCUUAUAAAUGUAAGGAAUGUGAGAAGACUUUUAGACUGCUAUCACAACUUACUCAACAUCAGAGUAUUCACACUGGUGAGAAACCCUAUGACUGUAAGGAAUGUGGAAAGGCCUUUAGACUUCAUUCAUCACUUAUUCAACAUCAGAGAAUUCAUUCUGGUGAAAAACCAUACAAAUGUAAGGAAUGUAAAAAGGCAUUUAGACAACAUUCACAUCUUACUUACCAUCAGCGAAUUCAUAAUGUAACUAAAUAAUUUAGGAAAGCCUUCCACUGUGAAUUUUGUGUUAAGGGGCAUUAGAAAAUAAAUUCUAGGGGAAAAGUUUUUGAAUAUAGGAAUCCCUUUUGCUUCGUGCUUACAGCUAACCUAAAUAGUUAGGUUUUCUUUGAAGGAAAGGAUAAAUUUCAUGAAUUUUUAGAAGCCUUUUCUUAUCAUUAAAAACUAUGUUAAACUUUGGGAAAUGUGUUCUAGAAAGAAACUCUUUUUUAAAGGAGUGAAUAUAGAAGAGCUUUUAAUCUUACCUAUCAUCGCCUCUUUUUCCCGUCUGUAUAAUAUAUCUAUGAAGGUUGCUAGGGCACUAUCUCAUUCCAAAAACUGAUAAUUGAAAGGAAAAUCAUUUAGCCUGCAUUUCCUGUUGAACUGUAUUUUAGAGUAACUAGAAGUUGAUGAGCUAAAGUUCUUUAUUAGAGAAUUUUGCAGCACAUAAUGAAAUAAUGGAUCUAGGUACAAUUCUCAGUGGAGGUUAAGACCAGUAGAUACCCACUGAUCAAUUUUAAUCUCAAAAUAGGACAAAACAUUUUGUGCCCCUAAUAAGUUACAGUAAGACAUACACAUGUUGCCAAAAAAUAUUGAACUGAAUCUAAGCAUCAAGAUCUAACUCCCAGUUUAGGGAAGAAUCACAGAACACAAGAACAUGACACAAGAAGAAGCAAUGAAACGAAUUUAAAAUGUGGGUAAUUCUACAAGAGAAAUGACCUGCCUUCAAAUUCAAUAAAAUAGCAUUGAAAAAAGGGAGGUGGAACUCUUAAAUAUUAAGAGUCUGAAGAAAUGUAUAUUAAUCAAAUGCAGUGAACUAGAUCACAAGUUGAACAAAUAUGUAAAAAGGACAUUUUUAUGACAGUUGGGGAAAUGGGAAUAUUGACAGAUAAUACUAAGAAAUUAUGUUUUUGUUAGGUAGCAUCGUAGUUAUAUAAAAAUGUUAGAGAUAAGUUUAUACACAUAAGAUGAUAUGAUGUCUGGAACUUUUUAAAAGUGCUCAUGUGGGGCACCUGGGUGGCUCAGUUGGUUGAGCAACCAACUUUGGCUCAGGUCAUGAUCUCACAGUUCGUGAGUUCGAGCCCCAUGUCGGGCUCUUUGCUGACAGCUCGGAGCCUGGAGCCUGCUUCAGAUUCUGUGUCUCCCUCUCUCUCUGCUCCUCCUCUGCUCGUGCUCUGUCUCUCAAUAAUAAAUAAACGUUAAAAAAAAUUUAAAAAAAAAGUGCUCAUGCAAAAGAAAAGGAUAAGCUUGUUAAAGUGAUGGUAAGAUAAGUCUUGAGUACAUAGUUUUUGUUUAUUUUGUUCUUGCUAUUUUCUUUACUUUUAUGUAUUUGAAUUUUUCCAUAAUAUUAUUUUAAAGAUAAAAUUAGCUCUGGAAUUUUAACCAAAUUGAAGUAAAUGAUUUUUUUAAAUGACUGCGUAUCAAAAUUUCUGGGUGUUGUCGAAGUUCUGCACAUUGGGAUAUUAAAUACGCUGUACUGUAUUUGGGAAAUACAGAUGGAAGAUCCAAAUUUUAUCUACUUCACCUAUUGCUACCUCUGUUACCAUGCCUGUCCCACAGUACUUCAUAUGUUUAAAGAAUGAGUUUAAAAAGCAGUUACUACAACUAAAUGUGGAAAUUAAUGGACUAGACCUUCAUUGUCAAAUAAGAUAGUUGCCAGCAACAUGUUGAGCACUCAAAAUUGAGCACUUGAAUUGUGGCUAGUUCAAAUUAAAAUGGUGUUAGGUGUAAAAUACACAUGAGGUUUUGAAGAUUUGGUUUUUAAAAGAAUGUAAUGUAUAUUGUUUCUCACAGUGUUUCUCUGCUGUGAUAUUCAGUGGGAUAUUCAGAACCCAAUUUAAGUGUCUUUCUGCUUCCAAGUGGCAUGUUUGCAUACUGAGAUCUUGGUUCUACCCUGAAUCAUCCUUUGUUUUCCUCCCCUUCAUGAAAGGUAGCCCGUGUUUAUAAAGCUGAAUAGUUUUCUCAGACUGUUUUUAGCCUGUAGAUGUCUUGGGAUCCCAAGGCCCUUUCACUUUGUACUAUUUCUGUCCCAUUAGGUUCAAGCUUGCAGUGCUUCAAGUAGUACCAUUGUCUUAAAAAACAUAUAUAUUUUUUUAAAUUUUACAAAAUUAUUAUUUUGAGAGCAGGGGACGGGCAGAGAGAGAAGGAGAGAGAAUAACAAGCACGCUCUGUGCUAUCAGCAUGGAGACCAUCACCAGGCUCCAUCUCAACACUAAGAUCAUGACCUGAGCUGAAAUCCAGAUGUGGUGUCAAUCUUCAACUGAGCCACCCAGGCACCACUAAAAACUGUAUUUUCUAUGAAUUUUAUUAGGGUUCACUCAAAGAAUCAACAGGCUCUUCUCUAUUAGGUUCCCUAUGAGGUUGCUGUAGAAAAAUGAGUUUGAAAUUGUUAGAAGCCCUAGUAUUUCACAGGAAAGAUAAAAGUUGGGUUCAUCAUUAUUUGGAGGCUAUAUUUUCAGGACAGCACUAUAUAUUUGAUUCCCACCCCCACCCCAGGCCCAUUAUAACUUUGAAAACCCUUUGCUCUCUGGAAACACUGCCAUGGAACCCUCUAUGUUUCUUUGAAAUUUAUUUGAAAUAUGCAGCAAUUGAUACUAAAAUGUGAUUUUUCUCUUUUGCUAUGUUAUGAUGGAUUACAUUUAUGAAUUUUCAAAUAUCGAUCAAGACUUACAUCACUGGAAUAAGCUCCAUUUGUUUGUAGUGUACAUUUUGUAUGUAGUACAUAAAUACAUUGCUGGAUUUGCUGAGAUUGCUAUGAUGUGCUAAUAUUUUGAGGAUUUUUUUUUUUUUUAGGAUCUUUGUAUCUAUAUUCAUGAGGAAUACUAGUUUGUAGUUUUCUUGCAUUCUACUGUCUUUGCCUCAUUUUGCUAUCAAGGUGAUUAUGGCCUCAUAAAAUGAGUUUCACAGAAUUGCUUCCUUUUCAUUUCUGGUAGAGGUAGUGUUGAAUUGUUAAUUAUUCUUCAAAUGUUUGGUAGGAUUCUCCAGUGAAGCCAUUUGGGCCUUGAAAUUCAUGUGUUCACAUCCUAACCCCCAAUAUAAUGACAUUAGGAAGUGGAGCCUUUUGGAGGAAACUAAGUUACAAUGGUGGAUCCCUCCUGAUUGAGAUUAGUCCCCUUGUAAAAGGGAUCCCAGAGAGCUCUCUUACAUUUUUGUGCCAUCUGAGGAUACAAGAAAAUGGCAGUCUUUACUCUGGAAGACAGUUCUUGCCAGAAACUAACCAUGCUGGCACACUGAUGUCAGACUUCAGCCUCAAGGAUUGUGAGAAAUAAAUUGCUGUUGUUUAUAAACCA